This is a messenger RNA of Neltuma alba, 2358 nucleotides long. RefSeq names its product probable methyltransferase PMT14. NCBI's taxonomy places the organism in Eukaryota, Viridiplantae, Streptophyta, Magnoliopsida, Fabales, Fabaceae. The coding region runs from base 180 to 2012 and encodes 610 amino acids. Gene Ontology annotation, cellular component: endosome; cytoplasm; trans-Golgi network. The record is from RefSeq and is a predicted model, not a curated record. Gene Ontology annotation, molecular function: methyltransferase activity. The transcript is spliced from 7 exons.
AUCCCCACCGUUGCAUCUCUAUUCUAUACUCUCCCUCUCUUCAGCUUUUAGCAGAGCUCCCUGUUCCCAUCUCUCCCGUGACUGAUUCCAGUUAGCGAGAGAUCUAUAAGGGAAAGCAGAAGGAGAAAGAGCUUCGCCAUACUGAAGACGGUCUCCAUUAGGUUAUAACGAGCCAAUUAAUGGGUUCAAAAAGUAACAUAUCAAGCCACAGAGCACGAAGACCAUUGUCAAUAUUUGCUGUGAUUGGUCUCUGCUGUUUCUUUUAUCUUUUGGGAGCAUGGCAGAAGAGUGGGUCUGGAAAGGGAGACAGCUUGGCCUUGAAAGUAAAUAAGCUGACAGAAUGCACUAUUUUGCCCAAUUUGAGUUUUGAAUCUCAUCACAAUGACGUAGCAAUUGUUGAAUCUUCUGAACCAAAAGCAAAAGUGUACAAGCCAUGUGAUAGCAAAUAUACUGAUUAUACGCCUUGCCAAGAACAAGAUCGAGCAAUGACAUUUCCAAGAGAAAAUAUGAUAUAUAGGGAAAGGCAUUGUCCUCCUGAAGAGGAAAAAUUACACUGCCUUAUUCCAGCCCCGGAAGGAUACACGACUCCUUUUCCUUGGCCCAAAAGCCGUGAUUAUGCCUACUAUGCCAAUGUUCCUUACAAAAGUCUGACAGUGGAGAAGGCAGUUCAAAACUGGGUGCAGUUCCAGGGAAAUGUGUUCAAAUUUCCAGGUGGAGGAACCAUGUUCCCUCAAGGAGCAGAUGCAUAUAUUGAUGAACUUGCAAAAGUUAUUCCUAUUAAAGAUGGCUCAAUCAGAACAGCUCUGGACACUGGUUGUGGAGUUGCAAGCUGGGGAGCUUACUUACUAAAGAGAAAUGUGCUAACCAUGUCCUUUGCGCCAAAGGACAACCAUGAAGCACAAGUUCAGUUCGCACUGGAAAGAGGUGUACCUGCUGUAAUUGGUGUUUUGGGCACUAUCCAUCUCCCCUACCCUUCAAGAGCCUUUGAUAUGGCCCAGUGUUCACGAUGUCUGAUACCGUGGACUUCUAAUGAUGGAAUGUAUCUAAUGGAAGUUGAUAGAGUCCUAAGGCCUGGUGGAUACUGGAUUUUAUCUGGCCCUCCAAUUAAUUGGAAAACAUACUACCAGACUUGGCAGCGUUCAAAGGAGGACCUCAAGGCAGAGCAGAGAAAAAUUGAGGAGUUAGCCGAAAGUCUUUGUUGGGAAAAGAAGUAUGAAAAGGGAGAUAUUGCUAUAUGGAGGAAAAAAGCAAAUGCUGAAUCCUGCAAAAGAAAGUCGUCCAAUUUAUGUAAAUCAAAUAAUGCUGAUGAUGUAUGGUACAAAGAGAUGAAAACAUGCAAAACCCCUUUCCCUGAGGUAAUCAAUAAAAAUGAAGUUGCUGGAGGAGAAUUGAAGAAAUUUCCUGCUAGGCUUUUUGCAGUCCCUCCUCGGGUAGCUAAGGGCUCUGUUAACGGGAUCACGGCUGAAUCCUAUCAAGAGGACAACAAGAUAUGGAAAAAGCAUGUUAAUGCUUACAAAAGAAUUAAUAAACUGAUUGGUACUACACGAUACCGGAAUGUGAUGGAUAUGAAUGCAGGCCUUGGGGGAUUUGCAGCUGCACUUGAAUCACAAAAGUCUUGGGUGAUGAAUGUUGUGCCCACUGUUGCUAAGAACACUUUGGGUGUUAUCUACGAGAGAGGUCUUAUUGGCAUUUAUCAUGACUGGUGUGAAGGCUUUUCUACUUACCCAAGGACAUACGAUUUUAUUCAUGCUAAUAAUUUAUUUAGCUUGUACCAGGACAAGUGCAGUCUAGAAGACAUACUUCUGGAGAUGGAUCGGAUCCUGAGACCUGAAGGGGCAGUCAUCAUCCGGGAUGAAGUAGAUGUCCUGAACAAGGUUAAAAAAAUUGUUGGAGGAAUGAGAUGGGAUGCCAAAUUGGUGGAUCAUGAGGAUGGCCCUCUAGUUCCUCAGAAGAUAUUGGUUGCUGUGAAGGAGUAUUGGGUUGGCAGCAGCAGUAACCGCACGUCCAGUUAGGAGUAAAAUAGGUAAGUUAUUGUCUUGGAAAAAUUAUAAAUCUGCCUCCGUUAUAAAGCAAGGUUCAUCAGCCCCAAGGAAAAAUAGGAGAAUGAAGGUUACAGGGGAAAGCCAAAAAAGAGAAGAAAAGUACAAUGCAAUACAAAGGACUGGUUAUGCGAGCUUAUUCUACAUCUUAGCCAAACAGGCACAUCAAGUGUAGAUAAAAUAGAUCGUAACUAGUCUUGCUAAAUUUAUUUGAAGAAUAUUUAAUUAUUUGAUUCUGAGCCUUAGAUGUUGUUGUAUUGAUAGUGAGACGUGAAUAAUUAUAAUAUGAGAAUAUGAUUGUGCACUAUUGAAACUGUUU